AUGUUAGAAUCCUCGCUCAUGAACUUCUUAUCCGAACUGAAACUUGAGCUGCGAGAGUCCGCAGUGCAGUUGUCUAGGCUCAAACUGUAUAAUUCUUCCAAAUGGUCCGCUGAGGCACUAUGUGGAAUGUGCGAGAUACCUUCUGUACCAGUUAUGAAGACUUUUAUGAAGAACGACGACUCGCCCUUGAGAAAUAGGAGCAACAUUCAAUUCGAGCAACAAGAGUCUCCUCAAAAGCAUCUAUCAGGAAUGGAGAGUUCAGAAUACGAUUUGUAUCUCCUUGCGUCCACGUUGUUUGAAUGCAAGGAAUACGACAGGUGUGCUUACUAUUUGGCAGACUCAAAACAUCCCGAGCUUAAGUUUCUGAAACUCUACAGCAAGUAUUUAUCGUGGGAUAAGAAAACUCAGGAAAAUAUGGAGAGCUCACUGGCACCGCGGAGCUCCAAACAAAAUACUGGUUUCAGGGAAAACGCUGAGAUUGCCAACAGAGAAAUCAUGAACAGGCUUCACAGCCACGAAUCUGGAAAUUCAAAUGCUCUCAAGAAGUCUCAGAAAAGCGUGGAUUUAGAUAAUGGAGAAUCAACGAGCAUACCAAUGAUUUUAAAAGAACUCAACAAUUAUCUGCUCUUGGAAGGCGAAAAACCUACAUUUGGAAUAUCGCUUUUGCAUUAUCUUCGAGGAGUUUUGUACAAAAUUCAAGACAUUCCAUCGAAUGCAAUAAGUUCUUUCCUGAGCUCUUUAACUCUAUUUCCUUUCAAUUGGGUAUGUUGGACCGAGCUUUUAAGCUGCAUUUCUCGAACGGACGAAUCUGUACUUCUUUUGAAGAUUUUAAGUGAGAAAUUUACUGAUGAAAAGACUCAAGUAAUGCUAAAAUUCUUCAAGCUGUCGAUAUUUCAAGAAUUCAGCGGAAAUAUUGAUGACUUUAUUCAGGAGCUUGAUUACUUGCUAUCCAUUUUCCCAAAUUUUGCAUUUUUGAAAACCCAGCAUGCUCUUAUUAACUAUCACUACAUGGACUAUGUAAGUGCCGGCUUAAUUUUUGAACAAAUUAUCAAACUUGACCCCUAUCGACUUGAAGACAUGGAUACUUACUCCAACAUACUUUACGUGAUGCAGAAACCUUCUAAGUUGGCUUACCUAGCUCAAUUUGCCUCAGGAGUUGACAGAUUUCGUGCUGAAACCUGUUGUAUUAUUGCAAAUUACUAUAGCGCAAAACAAGAGCAUGAAAAAUCGAUAUUGUACUUUCGACGUGCUCUUACACUGAAUAAAAAUUGUACAAGCGCAUGGACGCUAAUGGGGCAUGAGUUCGUGGAGCUCAAGAACUCGCAUGCCGCUAUCGAAUGUUAUCGUAGGGCAGUUGAUAUAAAUCCACGCGAUUUUAAAGCCUGGUAUGGACUGGGUCAAGCUUACGAGGUACUCGAUAUGCACUUGUACUCUUUAUAUUACUUUCAAAAGUCAUGCGCUCUAAAACCUUUAGAUAAACGAAUGUGGCAGGCUUUAGCCAGUUGUUAUGAAAAGGUUGAUAACUUGGAGGAAUCUAUUAAAUGUUAUACGCGUGCCCUUCAGCUGUCACUCGACAGCGACAUCGACACAACUAUUUUAUUCCGACUUGCGGUACUGUAUGAGAAACAGAAGGACAUAAUAAGCUGUAAAGAGUAUAUGCUGAGAUGUGUUGAGGCUCAACAUAGCACAGACGGUUUUAUCAAUGAUGAAACUACCAAGGCAAGUCUUUGGCUAGCAAGAUAUGAGGCCAGGUACAAGAAUUUUUCGGAGGCUUAUAAACAUGCUUUACGGGUUACCCAUGGAAGCUCCCAAGAAAUAGAAGAGGCUCGUGCAAUAGUGCGCGAGUGUAGAAAGAGAAUGGACUAA
This is a messenger RNA of Lachancea thermotolerans CBS 6340, 1866 nucleotides long. It is a transcript of the gene CDC23, whose product is annotated as anaphase promoting complex subunit CDC23. Gene Ontology annotation, biological process: cell division. The coding region runs from base 1 to 1866 and encodes 621 amino acids. Lineage: Eukaryota; Fungi; Ascomycota; Saccharomycetes; Saccharomycetales; Saccharomycetaceae. The transcript has a single exon. Gene Ontology annotation, molecular function: protein binding. Gene Ontology annotation, cellular component: anaphase-promoting complex. The record is from RefSeq and is a predicted model, not a curated record.